Babesia microti strain RI is the source of this 2394-nucleotide messenger RNA. RefSeq names its product Phosphatidylinositol-specific phospholipase C X domain. NCBI's taxonomy places the organism in Eukaryota, Apicomplexa, Aconoidasida, Piroplasmida, Babesiidae. The record is from RefSeq and is a predicted model, not a curated record. Gene Ontology annotation, biological process: phosphatidylinositol-mediated signaling; lipid metabolic process. The transcript is spliced from 2 exons. Gene Ontology annotation, molecular function: phosphatidylinositol-4,5-bisphosphate phospholipase C activity. Bases 1 to 2394 code for a protein of 797 amino acids.
AUGGAUAAAACCCAAUCUUUAAUACUAUAUAAUCAUCCUCUAGUAAUACCAGCACAAUUCCUAAAUGACAAUUGCAAUGUUUCUUUGAGCUCCCUUCUUGAAAAGUGCUUAAAGGGCGGUUGGUUGAGAAAGUGGCCCAGAUCUUUGCCCUUGUACUCAAAUUUUACAAACCAUCUUGAAAAAUGUUGCGACACUAGCAGUAUUCGCAAGUGGUAUUCGUGCCAGGGCAGAGGUGGAGCCCAUAAACGAUUUUUCUGGAUCGAACAACUAACUUCAGGCCAAUGGGCCCUUAGGUGGUUAUCCAAUCGCAAACGUUCGUCAGAAUCACUGAUCCUUUUAGCCAAUGUUACAUCUAUUUCCAGGGGCUGCGACACUGAAUAUUUGGAUAGCCAAACAAUUAUUGGAUGUGAUGUCAACUGCAUUUUUACAUUAUCGAGUGAAACUUCGAUGCAACUGGAAGCUGAAUCCGAACAAUCAACUUAUGAAUGGAUCACUGCUAUAUCAAUUGUCACCUAUGCUUCCAGGGCUAACUUGACUUAUCCAUAUUUAAAAGAUGUUAAUUUUGAUUUUAGCGACAAAAAGGAAUGUAUUGAAGUUAUGAAACGAAUGGAAAUUAUAUCUGAUCCCGCAAGAUGUAGGCAUUUGUGGAGGUGCAAUUCCGGGCUUUCCGACAUAUCACUUCCAAAAAUAGAACCGGAAACCUCAAAUUGCAAGAUGUCUAAUGUAGAAAAUUUAGAACUUAAAAAUGGCAAAAAUAUCGCUGAAACAUCACCUAAACGUAAUUACUAUGAACUAUUACGAAAUAUAAUAACGGAUCACACAAUUAACACUAUUCUAUUGGAAUCCAAUUUUAUUAAUGGAUAUAAUAACUGCGAUCAUACUGAUUCACAAAAUAAGGAUAAUCAUUACAAAUAUUGUGAUGUAAUUAGUAAUGAUAAAUAUCAGGAUUUCUCAUCCACAAUCCAAAAAUCUAAAUUAUUACACCAAGGAAUAUCAUUAUUAAAUGUACAAUCUCUGAAUACGCCUUUUGUAACUACCGAUACCGAUGGUAAAUUUUGUAAAUUGACAACACUAGGAUUUCACUGGUUGAUGAAAAGAUCUGAAAAUAACAUAGUUUCACAAAUAAAUUACCAUGAUAUUUGUGAUAAAACGCUAUCCCAAUUUCUAGUGGCCAGCAGUCACAACACUUACUUGAUUGGAGAUCAAAUAGGGGGAUCAGCCGAACCAUCAGGCUUGGCUUCUGCAUUACUUAGGGGAUGUAGGUGCAUUGAACUAGAUGUUCAAGAUGGACCUGAUGGAGAGCCACGCCUUUACCAUUCACUUGUGGGAUAUAAGCUAUCUGGAUACUUUACAUUGAGAGAAUCAUUGGAAGCCAUUAAAUCAUCCGCUUUCAUAGCUUCCAAAUUACCUGUAAUACUAUCAAUCCAGAUGAAGUCAUCUGAUGCUCAAAAAUACACUGUCUACAAUAUCUUUACCGCAAUAUUGGGCGAUUCAAUUUAUGUACCAAGGCACAGAUCACAGGUGGCAAAUACACCAAUAUCUGAUUUAUGCUACAAAUUUAUUAUAAAAGCUAAGCUAUUUCCUCAAAACAUGCUUCAACAUUCACCUGGACAAAAAGCAUGGGAGCGGAUAGUGGCCCUUGAAGGCAUAUCAUUGUCAAACCGUGAAAGUGUUGAAUGUAAAAUUAUGCCAUACCACGUCUGCUCUAUGAGCGAAAAUCAUUUUUUACGCCUACUCAAGUCUCCUGAAAAAUUAUCACAACUUUCCAAUGCAUGCUUUGUAAGAUUAUAUCCUAGUGGCACCAGGAUUACAAGCACUAAUUUUUGUCCCUUAAAUCCAUGGUCGUUGGGUAUACAUUUCGUCGCACUAAACUACCAAUCAUGCGAUAGAUCUAUGCUAAUAAAUCAGGGAUGGUUUACUAAUUCACUUGGGUAUAUCCCUAAACCAUUGGACGCUUUUGCACCCAUGGAUUUGUCAUUGCACAUCCUUUCAGCAACACAAUUACCUUUAUUGACUAUUGGCACCAAUCGCGGUAUUGCCGAAGAUACUAAUUUAUUCGUCACAAUAUCUGUAGUGUCUAAUGGCUACAGAAAUGAAAAUAAUUGUGUGUACAAAACAUCAACAGUGUACAUUAAAAAUGACUCUUGUGAUCCUAUAUGGGCUGACACAACUCCUCCAAUAAAUAUUCACGUUGAAAGGCCAGAAUACACAGUUUUGGUGUUACAGCUUAAAAAUGGCGAAGCUAUCGGUUCAGGUGUACUGAUUGGCCAGGCUUCGUUUCCAGUGUAUCGCAUUUUACCAGGCAUUAGAUGGGUACCCCUAUUGGACCGUAGACUUAGGCCAAUUUCUUGUUCGGGUAUAUUGGUCGAUACGAAGAUAGUCGCUGGAUGUUGA